GGGGCAAUGGGGCCUUGAACUGGCACAUGUAUCAACGAAUGAACUAGCGUUAGGGAUAACAAAACCGGCUGCGGAGAGAGGCAAGCAAUGCUUUGCCAAUGCGUCAGAUUUUCACAUCUAGAUCUAUUCAUUUACAGUCACACCAGGUUCCACCGAGGCCUAGAUGACCUAGCACUGGAACGACAAGCUGUCUAUUAGUGUCGAUCGCAGUCUGUUACUCCACAUAGUGCAUAAAUAUCACCGCAGCGCGUGGAAAUAAUUAUUACAACACUCGAGGGCAGCUGCGACAGGCAUUCAAAAUCUGCUCUUGCAGAACUGCUACGUCGUGUUGUGCUGGUACCGGUACCCCAGUUUUCAGCUCUUCGCUGUUAUUUCUAUUUCAAGACUGUAAACCCCCCAGAUGGCAGGCGUAAAGGUAGAGGUGCCGUCACCCAACCCUCAGGGCCCAUGUCCCGCUGUAGUCUUCGGAGACCUCAACACAAGCCCGGCCGCCGUCAUUGUCAUACAGGAAUGGUGGGGCAUGAACCAGCACAUUCAGGACGUGGGCCUGGAGGUCUCAAAGGGGCUCAAGUCGGCCGCCACCCUGGUGCCAGACCUGUACCGCGGGAAAGUGACCAAGGACCGGGAGCAGGCGGCCCAUUACGCCGCUGACCUCGACUGGGCCGGAGCCAUUCAGGACAUCGACGCCUGUGCCCGAUACCUCAAGUCUCAAGGAGUCAAGAAAGUGGGAGUGACCGGCUUCUGCCUGGGCGGAGCUGUGACCAUAGCAACAGUUGCAAAUUACGGCAGCAUCGACGCGGCCGCCCCAUUCUACGGCAUUCCCAAGAAGGACGUGUUCGCGUUUGACCCCGCUAAAAUCAAGGUGCCCAUUCAAUGCCACUUUGGUGAACUGGAUGACAAGGUCGGGUUCUCUUCACCGGCUGAUUAUGAGAAACUGAAGGCAGAUCUCGAAGCAAGCGGGGCAGAGUUGGAGUUCUACACCUACAAUGCCCAACACGCAUUCACAAACAAGACGUCUCCAACUUUUGACAAGCAGGCGUAUGAGACCAGUUUUUCCCGUAUGUUCCAAUUCUUUGAGAAAUAUCUCAGUUGAACAGAGUGAAGCGAGAACAGUGACUUUGUUCGACACUCUUUAUUUUUUCUGUAUCCCAGAAGAUAAAGUAAAUUUCUU
Molecule: messenger RNA, 1171 nt
Organism: Aplysia californica (California sea hare)
Lineage: Eukaryota; Metazoa; Mollusca; Gastropoda; Aplysiida; Aplysiidae
Product: protein usf
Exons: 4
Coding region: 401-1093 (230 amino acids)
Molecular function (GO): hydrolase activity
Source: RefSeq, a predicted model, not a curated record